Molecule: messenger RNA, 1240 nt
Organism: Ahaetulla prasina
Lineage: Eukaryota; Metazoa; Chordata; Lepidosauria; Squamata; Colubridae
Gene: EMD
Product: emerin
Exons: 9
Coding region: 165-1007 (280 amino acids)
Cellular component (GO): nuclear envelope
Source: RefSeq, a predicted model, not a curated record
CGAGAAAAGGAAACACGCCCCGAACCCGCCCGACAGCUACGGAGGAGGAGGAGGGUGUGCGCGGCGCUGAGAUCCAGAGCCUGUCGGGCCCUCCCUCCCCGCACAGCCUGACUCACUUCCCUUACGGUGCCCAUCCCAGCGCGCCCGGAAUACCAGAUAACACCAUGGAUGAAUAUAAAGGCAUGACAGAUAAGGAACUUAUCGCACGAUUGAAAAAAUACAGCAUCCCCCACGGGCCAGUUGUUGGAUCUACCCGGAAACUUUAUGAAAAGAAAAUCUAUGAAUAUGAGACUGAGCGGACUCAAUAUCCUUCGCCUGGAGGAUCUGUGUCCCACAUAGAGCCAGCCACCAGCCAAAGCUACGUAAAAGAGACCUUUGUGAAUCCACGGAAAAGGGACGACUUCAGUUAUGGACGAGAAGCUCUUGGCUCCACAAGAACUUACUUCAAAGACUAUGUCCCAACAAGACAGGAAUACUAUUCUGAGUACAGAGAUGAAGAUCCCAGUCCCACCAAGUCGUAUCUGAGUUAUAAUUACAGUUUGCCCCACCAUGAAGAGCAUUCUUCAUACGCAACAGAAGAUAUGGAUGUGAACACUUCUGAGCCCUCCGGAUCUUCCUAUCGGAGUUACUCAUCUUUAUUAAGCCAUACUACAUCUCCAGGGACGGUGAGCGCCCGCCAACCAAUUGCGGAGCCAUAUCCUUACACUUCCAGUGAGAAGGAUAUGCCAGCUGAGAGGUACCGAGACAGCAGUUCCUACCAGAGUGUUUUCCAACGAAAAUCAUCUGGCUUGUCUUCGCUUCAGGUGCAGCCCCGCCGUGCCAUACAUCCAGAACGCCAGGCCCAGGUGGCGGAGAAGGCUGUGGGGAGCAAUGCAGAAACCAAGCGAUACCUCCCCCUCUGGCUCCAGCUCCUGGUGUUUGGGCUGCUGGCUGCCUUUCUGGCCUUCAUCUACUUCUUACAGGGAGGGGCCGAUGAUAACCCCUUUGUCAAGUACAUUAGUCAGUAAAAGUCUUGGCUUUUAUUACUAAGCUGGCUCCCCAAGAGCCUAGGCCAGUCUUAGAUGACCUGGUUCCCUUCAGAUUGGUUGAGGCUGUAAUUUCCAGAAGUCACAGCCCGUUGGCUGAGAUGCUGUGAUUUGCAGUCCUAACCCAGCCAGAAGCCACCACAAUGGCCAGGAGUGGCCUAGAAUUUUGUGUGGGGUUUGUUUAUUUGUUUGUUUGUUUGUUUGGGGUGGGUGGG